Molecule: messenger RNA, 2049 nt
Organism: Etheostoma cragini (Arkansas darter)
Lineage: Eukaryota; Metazoa; Chordata; Actinopteri; Perciformes; Percidae
Product: aldehyde dehydrogenase family 3 member A2-like
Exons: 11
Coding region: 131-1606 (491 amino acids)
Biological process (GO): aldehyde metabolic process
Cellular component (GO): cytoplasm
Molecular function (GO): aldehyde dehydrogenase (NAD+) activity
Source: RefSeq, a predicted model, not a curated record
ACACCUAAAUAACACCACCUGCUGACGCUUGUUUUAGCUAGCUAGCUAAAAUCUGUACUUAAAAACCUUAUAAGUAGUUAGCUACUAGCUAACACUAACACUGGUAAGAGCGUGUGAGCGGCACUGAAAGAUGUCCCGAGAACAGCUGGUUGUUCAACGGGCCAGAAGGUCCUUCCAGACAGGGAAAAGCAAACCUCUGGAGUCCAGGAUCCAUCAGUUGAAGAGUCUGCUCUGCUUCAUCUCAGAGAGACAGAAAGAAAUUGCAGAUGCCGUCAAAAGGGAUCUCGGCAAGAGUGAACGUGGGACCGAGCUGUUUGAGACACUGGGACUGGAGGGAGAGAUUAAGCUGGCUAUAGAGAAACUGGCAGAGUGGGCGGCCCCUCGGCCAGUAGAGAAGAACCUCCUCACCAUUUUAGAUGAAGUUUAUGUGCGGCCAGAGCCUCUGGGAGUGGUGCUCAUCAUCGGGGCCUGGAACUACCCCUGGGCUGUCACCCUCCAGCCGCUGGUUGGAGCUAUUGCUGCUGGUAAUGCAGCAGUAAUAAAACCAUCUGAAGUCAGCUCUCACUCUGCCAAAGUGAUGGAGGAACUUCUCCCUCAGUAUCUGGACAAAGAUCUGUACCCAGUGGUGACAGGUGGAGUGUCAGAGACCCAGGAGCUGCUGAAGCAGAGAUUUGACCACAUUUUCUACACAGGAAACUGCACCGUGGGGAAAUUGGUGAUGGAGGCUGCGGCUCGCCACCUCACCCCAGUAACCCUGGAGCUGGGAGGAAAGAGCCCCUGCUACAUCGACAAGAACUGUGACAUCAGUGUCGCAUGUCGUCGCAUCACGUGGGGAAAGUUUGUCAACUGUGGCCAGACUUGCAUCGCUCCAGACUUUAUCCUGUGUGAACCCUGCAUCCAGAGCCAAGUAGUAGAAGAGAUCCAGAAGUGUAUCAAGGAGUUUUACACAGAUAAUCCAGAAACAUUUGAGGACUACGGACGCAUUAUUAACCAGCGGCACUUUAAGAGGCUCAUGGCUCUUAUGGAGGGGAGCACUGUUGCUCUUGGUGGAGGCAAUGAUGAAUCCCAAUGCUACAUAGCCCCCACUGUGUUGAAGGAUGUGACCGGGGAAUCCAAAGUGAUGAAGGAGGAGAUCUUUGGGCCACUGCUGCCCAUCAUCACAGUGAGCGGUACAGACGAGGCCAUCCAGUUCAUUAAUGAGAGAGAAAAACCUCUGGUUAUAUACAUCUUCUCUAAUGACAAUAAGCUGAUCAAACGGGUGAUAGCUGAGACAUCCAGCGGAGCUCUGCUGGCAAACGACUGUCUGGUACACUACUCUGUCAGUGCUCUGCCCUUUGGAGGAGUUGGUAACAGUGGUAUGGGCUGUUACCACGGACGGCACAGCUUUGACCAGCUGAGCCACCUGCGCAGCUGUCUGAUCAAACAGCUGAAGAUGGAGGCAGUCAACAGCAUGCGUUACCCCCCCCACACUGCCAAAAAGCUGAGCUGGGCUCGAUUCUUACUGCUCAAGCAGGUCAACGUGUGCACGCUGCAGCGCAUGGCACUGCUGGCCACAUUUACCGGCUUGGCAGCAUUUGUGGCGCAGAAAUACCUGCGGUCACGCUGAGGAAGGAAGCAUGGGGCCUGAGUUCACCGGGGUGAUGUAGGUGAUCCUGGGUCAGCCACAUGGACUCCUCACCUGUAAUACAGCCCACCUGUCAAUUACUGGUCCAUAUUAUUUUUCCUUUGUGUUGUAGACAUAUUUGACUGAUUUCUGUCUUUCAAAUAUGUUUUAAUUGCAUUUGAUUUCUGUUGCAUCUUAAGCUGCUAUCAACAUUUUUAGGAUAAUACUAUAUUUGUAUUUAACUUGGGAAAUGGAGAUUUUUACUUUAAGAUUCCUAACAUUUAUGAAAGUAACGUUAUCAACCUGGCCUACUUUCAUUCAAAACUACACACAAACUGUCUUUUAACAUGGCAAUUCAUCACAGUGUAAAUACCAGGUCUGCUUUUUAAAUGAUGCCAGUUGUGUUUUGACUGUUGUCCAUCACAGUUUCUGCAACUAAACGUUGA